Molecule: messenger RNA, 10539 nt
Organism: Conger conger (European conger)
Lineage: Eukaryota; Metazoa; Chordata; Actinopteri; Anguilliformes; Congridae
Gene: ncor1
Product: nuclear receptor corepressor 1
Exons: 48
Coding region: 212-7759 (2515 amino acids)
Biological process (GO): negative regulation of transcription by RNA polymerase II
Molecular function (GO): nuclear thyroid hormone receptor binding; transcription corepressor activity
Source: RefSeq, a predicted model, not a curated record
CGUUAGUGCUAUGCAGCGCACUGUCCGCACCGGUCAUAGGAGGCUUGUCACUAGCUGAAUUACAAUAAUUUAUCCCACGAAGAACACAAAAAUACUAUUUUAUUUGGGAUAAAGGCGUAUUUCUACAGACAUGAGGUGGUUCGGCUCUCCUGCCAGGCAGACGCUGUGGCCCUGAUCCCCCUUCCACGUCCCGCCCCCGGCCCAAGCCAGGAUGUCCAGCUCAGGGUACCCGUCCGGCCAGGGGGCCUUCAGCAGCGAACCGAGCCGCUACCCGCCCCACUCGGUCCAGCACGCCUUCAGCACCACGCGCCACCAGCAGGACUUUGCCGUUGCUGAUUACCGUGCCCACCUGCAGGAGGUGAGCUCCUCCUCCCAGCUCCUGCAGCAGCAGCAGCGGCGCCGGCCCUCCCUGCUCUCAGAGUUCCACCCGGGGGCCGAGAGACCUCCCGAGAGGAGGCAUGGCUACGAGCAGCAGUUCCACGGCGUGUCCGCCCAGCCCGACCACGAGGCCCUGGAGUCCAAGCGGCCACGGGUCGAGGGGGUGUCCGACGCCCACUUCCCACGCUCACAGUCGGGGGGGAUGGUCCUGCCCCUCACGCACUCCGUACAGGACGGUCUGCGGUCUGCCGGAGAGGUCAAGAAGGACGUCCAGUUCAGUGUGAAAGGGGAGGCCUCUCCCGGGGCUCAGCACGCGGGCGACGAGCAGGACGCCUCGCCCUCCAAGCUCUCCAAGGAGGAGCUGAUCCAGAGCAUGGACCGCGUGGACCGCGAGAUCGCCAAGGUGGAGCAGCAGAUCUUCAAACUCAAGAAGAAGCAGCAACAACUGGAAGAGGAAGCAGCGAAGCCGGUGGAGCCAGAAAAGCCAGUGUCCCCUCCCCCAGUGGAGCACAAGCACCGCAGCAUCGUGCAGAUCAUCUACGAUGAGAACCGGAAAAAGGCAGAGGAGGCUCAUAAGAUAUUCGAAGGGCUUGGUCCAAAAGUUGAACUGCCGCUUUAUAAUCAACCAUCGGAUACAAAGGUUUACCAUGAAAACAUUAAAACGAACCAAGUAAUGCGAAAGAAGCUCAUUCUUUUCUUCAAGAGGAGAAACCAUGCUCGUAAACAACGGGAGCAGAAUAUCUGCCAGCGCUACGACCAGCUGAUGGAGGCCUGGGAGAAGAAGGUGGAGCGCAUGGAGAACAACCCGCGCCGCAAGGCCAAGGAGAGCCGCACCCGCGAGUACUACGAGCGCCAGUUCCCCGAAAUCCGCAAGCAGCGCGAGCAGCAGGAGCGCUUCCAGAGGGUUGGCCAACGGGGCACUGGCCUCUCGGCGACUAUAGCGCGCAGCGAGCAUGAGAUCUCCGAAAUCAUCGACGGCCUCUCCGAACAGGAGAACAAUGAGAAGCAGAUGCGUCAGCUGUCCGUCAUCCCGCCCAUGAUGUACGACUCGGAGCAGCGGAGGGUGAAGUUCAUCAACAUGAACGGGCUGAUGGACGACCCCAUGAAGGUGUACAAGGCCCGGCAGUUCAUGAACGUGUGGACCGAGCACGAGAAGGAGAUUUUCAAGGAGAAGUUUGUACAGCAUCCAAAGAACUUUGGCCUCAUCGCCUCCCACUUAGAAAGAAAGUGCGUCUCGGACUGCGUCUUGUAUUACUACUUGACAAAGAAGAAUCAAAACUACAAGACUCUCGUGAGACGCUAUGGCAGACGGCGAGGGAGAAACCAGCAACAGCUAACGCGCCCAUCCCAAGAAGAGAAAUCCGAAGACAAGGCCGAGGAGGAGAAGGCGGAGAAAGCAGAGAAAAAAGAGGAAGAGGAGAAGAGGGAAGAGGAGGAGAAAGAUGAAAAAGAGGAAUCCAAGGAUCUCGGUAAAGACAAAGAAAAGUGCGACGGCGGUGUGGAGGAAGACGACGGUAAGGAGCAGUGCACGCCGCGCGGGAGGAAGACCGCCAACAGCCAGGGCCGGCGGAAGGGCCGGAUCACCACGCGCUCCAUGGCCAACGAGGCGGCGACCGUGGCGGCAGAGGAGCCCGCUCCGCCCCCUCCUGAGCCAGUGUUGCCGGAGCCCACUCAGCCUCCUAAGCUGGAGCUGGCCCAGAAAUCCCCUCGAGAUCCCUCCAAGACCGCGCCACUGGCCAUGGACGUCCCGGCCAACAGAGGAGCGCUAGAGGCUGGGGAGACUUCUCGCUGGACCGAGGAAGAAAUGGAGGUGGCAAAAAAAGGCCUGGUAGAGCACGGGCGCAACUGGUCGGCCAUCGCCAAGAUGGUGGGAACCAAGAGCGAGGCGCAGUGCAAGAACUUCUACUUCAACUACAAGAGACGGCACAACCUGGACAACCUGCUUCAGCAGCACAAACAGGACUCCCGGAGGUCCCGGGCUGACCGAGACGUGUCUCAGAGCGAGAGCGUGACUUCCGCCACCUCGGCCGUUGACGAUGACGAUAACGAGGGCUCCAACGAGGAAGAGAACCCAGAGGAUAGUGAAGGGGCGGAGAACAGCUCGGACACGGAGAGCGCCCCCUCCCCCUCCCAGGCCGACCCCAAGACCGGCGAGCAGCGGGCGGACGGCACCCCCCGGCCCGAGGCCUCGCCUGAGCGGGACGGCGGGCGCAAGGCCCAGGCCUUCUGCGGCGGCGCUAAGGGGCAGGAGGCGCUUUUGGGCGAGCUCCGGGUGAAGCUGGAGAAGAGUCCGGAAGGCGGCGAGGCGGAUCCCCAGGAGGAGCGCUCGCGCAUCCUGGCCUACGAGGCCCAGGUGCAGACCAAGAGCGAGCCCGCCGACCCGGACGCCAAGGCCCCGGGGGAGGUCCGCGUGAAGGUGGAGCCCGACGCCAAGGAGAAGGGCGAGCGGGCGGAGAUGGCCGCCGGCCUGUCCCAGCGGGGGCUGCACAGGGACGCGCACUCCGACAACGACUCCAGCGCCACCUGCAGCGCCGACGAGGACGUGGACCAGGAGCCCGACAGGCAGAGGAUGUUUUCCCCAGACAAGCUGUCCCUGCUCAACCCUCCUGGCUCGGUGCUGGUGUCCUCAGCCAAGCAGGCCCACAUGAACGUCCAGCAGCUCCAGAAGCGUGCCGCCACCAUCCCGCCCAUGGUGUCGGCCCCGUUCGGGCCAGGCGGGAUGCCCCUGGGCGCCCCGCUCAGCGGCUACGCCAUGUUCCAGCACCAGAUCAAGGCCGUGCACGAGUCGUCCCACCAGGAGGAGAAGCAGCGGCAGGACCAGGCCGACCCCGACAGGCGGCCGGCCGGCUACCCCCGCUACGCCACCCGGAGCCCCACCAUCCUGGACCGGGAGGGGAAGCCCUUCGCCUACAUGCCGUACGACGUGAAGCUGGCGAUGGAGUCGGAGGGGCAGUGCCACGGCUCGGGCCGCUCGGCCUCGCCCUACAGACUCUCGCCCCGGGAGCACAGCAAGACGUCUCCGCAGCCCGACGCCGGUGCGUCCCGUUACAGCGUGCCACCAGGUAACGUUAACUACCUUCGGCACAGGUUCCCCCUCCCCCACGAUGCCCGAGCAGCAGAGCCCUACCAUCAUCACUCAGUCCUCCAGCCAGCGCCCAAUCAGCUGCUGCAGAGCCUGGCGGACGGGGUGCGCGUGACAUUCUCCAGGCACAGCCGACCCGCCAACAUUCCAUCCCCACCCCCGCUCAUUCCCACCUCCAAGCCCUCCGACAAGCCCGCCUUCAUCCAGGGAGGCUCCAUUUCCCAGGGAACUCCUGGCACGUACUUGCCUUCCCACAGCCAAGCGGCUUACGGUCCGGAGGGAGUGAAGAGUUCUGUGGGCUCCAUAUCCAUGGGCCUGCCGAGGCAGCAAGACCCUGGCAAGCCUGUGUCCUACGUGAAGCAGGAGGAGAGCUCGCCGCGCUCCGGCGGCCAGACGGAGGGGCUGCUUUCGCGGGCGCAGUACGAGGGCGUGGUCAGAGGAAACCCCAUGACUGGCAUGCAGGAGGGGAGCAUAACACGUGGCACCCCGGCUAAGAUGGCCGCCGACGCCCCACCAUUCCGCGGAGGCUCCAUCACGCAGGGGACGCCGGCCCUGGCCCAGUCCAGCAUCGCUGCAGACCUGCUGAAGGGAACCAUCACCAAACUGGCCACAGAGGAGCUGGGCAGCCCGGAGAAGGGCCGGGGGGAAGCCUCCUCCAAGGGGCACGUCAUCUACGAGGGCAAGAGCGGCCACAUCCUGUCUUACGACUCCAUCAAGAACCCUAGAGAGGGUACACGGAGCCCCAGGACAGGGCAGGAGCUGAAGCGCUCCUACGAGAUGAUGGAGGGCUCCAUAACCAGGGGCCACCCUGUCAGAGAGUCCCCCCAUUACGAAGGUCUAAUAAGCCGUGCCAUGCCUAGAGACAGCCCUCACGCCGAGGCCAAGGACAGGACUGUGCUCACCGGGUCCAUCAUGCAAGGCACACCCAGGACAGCGGCGGACAUGUUCGAGGAGGGUCACAAAUACGGUAAACAGAUCAAGAGGGAGAGCCCCCCCAUGCGCUCCUUCGAGGGAGGCAUCACCAAGGGCAAGCCCUACGAGGGCGUCAAUACCAUCAAGGAGAUGGGCCGCUCCAUCCACGAGAUCCCGAGGCAGGACCUGCUGGGCCAGGACAGCCGCAAGACCCCCGACAUGGCGCCCAACAGCCGCUGCAUCAUGGAGGGCUCCAUAUCCCAGGGAACGCCACUCAAGUACGAGAACAGCGGCGUCAGCCAGUCGGCCAUCAAGCACAACGUGAAGUCCCUGAUCACCAGCCCGGCCAAGAUGGCCCACGGGAUGCCCCAGCUGGAGGCCAUGGAGCGGGGCAAGUACGAGGAGGGCGGCAAGGGCCCGGAGCGCAUGCGUCACGCCUCCGUGGUGAACUCCGCCACCUCUGUCCUGCGCUCCACGCACAUGGAGGCCGCCGGCAAGUCGCAGCCCAGCCCCGGCAUCUACGAGGACGCCAACGCCCGCAGGACCCCGCUGAACUACAGCACCAGCUCCAUCUCCCGCGGGUCGCCCAUGCUGGGCCGGGGGCAAGAAGGGAGCAUAACGUCCGGGAAGCCAGCCAGUCACGAGAGGAAGAGCACGCUAACCCCGACUCAACGGGAUGUCAUCCCGGCCAAGUCCCCCGUGUCUGGGGGUGACCCCUUGUCCUCCCACAGCCCCUACGAGCCGCACCACCGGCCCGCGCACCCGGGAGAGGUGUUCCGCGCCCACUUACCCCCCCACCUGGACCCCGCCAUCGCCUUCCACCGCGCCCUGGACCCAGCUGCGUACCUCUUCCAGAGGCAGCCGUCCCCCACGGGCUACCACAACACCUACCAGCUGUACACCAUGGAGAACACGCGGCAGACCAUCCUCAACGACUACAUCACCUCCCAGCAGAUGCCGGCUAUCCCGCGACCGGAUGUCGCCCGGGGACUGUCGCCACGGGAACAGCAGAUCGCCAUCCCUUACCCGCCGGGCGUGCAAGGGAUUAUUGAUCUAGCCCAGAUGCCUCCCGCUCUCCUGUUACCUCACCCUGGGGGGACAGGUACCCCCCCUAUGGACCGCAUCACCUACAUCCCCGGAGCUCAGCCCCCUUUCCCUCCUAGGGCCUUCAACCCAGCUUCCAUAUCUCCAGGCCACCCAGGACACCUUGCUGCGGCCAGCAUGGAGAGGGAGAGGGAGCGCGAGAGAGAGAGGGAGCGUGAGCGGGACCGGGAGAGGGAGAAGGACAGAGAGAAGGAGCGAGAGAGGGAGCACAGGGAGAGGGAGCGAGAGAGGGAGCACAGAGAGCGGGAGCGGAUGGCGGUCGCCAGCGAGUACAUGCGUGCAGGCCCCGAGCAGCCAGGAAGGCCCAGUAGCCAUGGUUACAUGCGCUCCCCCUCCCCAUCUGUGAGGUCACAGGAGGGCGUGGUGCAGCAGAGGCCCAGCAUAUUUCAGGGCACCAACAGCAAGAGCGUCAUCACCCCGCUUAUGCAGAUGCCCCCGGCCUCGGUGGCUCAGACAGGCGCGCGGUACAGCACGGCGGCCGACGCCCUGGCAGCGCUGGUGGACGUGGCCACCUCGGCGCCGCAGAUGGAUGUGGCGAAGGCCAAGGAGGCCAAACAGGAGGCGCUGCGGGCCGAGGAGCGGCAGCAGCAGCAGCAGCACCUCCACCAGCACCUCCACCAGCAGGAGGAGCGCGAGCGGGAGAGGGAGAGGGAGCGAAUCUCCCUGCAGUCCUCCUACGCCUCCAUGUCUCUGCCCGGCGGUAAGCCCCACCCGGCCUAUGGGGAGGGGUCCAAGGACAAGGGCCCGCCCACCAAGCUGCGCAUCGAGCAGGAGCUCCGCGCCCACGGCAAGACCACCAUCACCGCCGCCAACUUCAUCGAUGUCAUCAUCACCCGCCAGAUCGCCUCCGACAAGGAGUCCCGUGAGAGGGGCUCCCAGAGCUCCGACUCCUCCAGCAGCUUGUCCUCCAGCCGCUAUGAGGCUCCGGGCAGCGGGGCCAUCGAGGUGAUCAGCCCCGCAGGCUCCCCCGCCCUGGACAGGCAGGAGGGGCCCUUCCCCCCGGAGAAACCCGCCCAGACAGCAGGCGGUGCGCGCGCGUACGACAUGAGCCGUUACCGCCAGCGGGACGAGCCGCCCUGCCCCCAGCAGCCCCCCGCCUCCCAGGCCGAGGCCUACGGCCAGGUCCCCAAGACGCACCGCGUCAUGACCCUGGCGGACCACAUUUCGCAUAUCAUCACCCAGGACUUCGCCAGGAACCAGGACGCCCCCCAGGCCUCCCCCGCCACCUCCUCCCCCGGAACAUUCCAGAGCUCGGCCCCCUCUGCCCUGAGCCGGGCCAAGAUGCCCAGCCGCUACAGCCCCGAGUCCCAGGGCCCACCCCCACCACCUCACGCCCCGCACCACCCCCGAGCGUCCAGCAGGGUGUCGCCCGAAAACGCCUCCGACAAGCCCAGGGCCAGGCCUGGCAAGUCUCCGGACCGGGGAGGGCCCAUGGAGAGCUACGAGCCCAUCUCCCCCCCGCAGAGCUACCCCGGCCUGGACAAGCAAGAGGCCAUGCUGCAGCAGGCUCAGAGACGAGAGGCCGAGCACACGGAGCAGAGGAACGACUCUCGCUCUCCCGGGAGCGUUAGCUACCUGCCCUCCUUCUUUACUAAGCUGGGGAACACCUCCCAAAUGGUGAAUUCCAAGAAGCAGGAGAUAUUUCGUAAGUUGAACUCCUCUGGUGGCGGUGAUUCAGAUGUGGCAAGCGCACAACCUGGCACUGAAAUAUUUAACCUGCCUGCAGUGACAAGCUCAAGCAGUAUCAGCUCCAGGAAUCCUUCUUUCGGGGACCCAGCCAGUAACUUGGGCCUGGAGGACAUCAUUCGUAAGGCCCUGAUGGGAAACUUUGAGGACAAGCACGACGACCACCAGGGAGGUGGCCCCCAGCCCAACAGCAUGGAGCGGCAAGAGGCUAACCCGUCCCCCAACACAGGCAUGUCAGCUGGGAAGCAGAAGCUGUUGGGCAAGGCCAACAGCAGGAAGUCCAAGUCGCCCAACCCGGGGCAGGGCUACGCCGGGGCGGAGCGCCCAUCGUCCGUAUCGUCCGUGCACUCGGAGGGGGACUACCACCGGCAGGCCUCACCCUGGACCUGGGAGGAGCGGCCGUCCUCCACCGGCUCCAUGCAGUUCCCCUACAACCCGCUGACCAUGCGCAUGCUGAGCAGCACCCCGCCCUCCAUGCCCUGCGCCUCCCCUUCCCUCCCUGCCCAGCAGGGCGGCUCCGCGCCCCGGGCGGGGGUGUGGGAGCGUGAGCCCCUGCUGUCGGAGCAGUACGAGACCCUGUCGGACAGCGACGAUUGAGCUCCUUACCCUCCGCCCCUCAGCGCUGAGAGGAGGAGCCCCGCACCCAACCCCGCCCCUCUCACCCUGACUGACAGCGCUGUGCAGGAGGCAGCAGCGAAUAGGGGUGGACGGAUGGACAGACAGACAGACGGACGUAGUGGCAGGAGCUGAGGAGGAGCUGAGGAGGAGCUGAGGAGGAGCUGAGGAGGAGCUGAGGAGGAGCUGAGGAGGAGCCGGGCCUUCAGGACUCCACAAUCCUUGCGUCCGGGAGCUCUGACGUGUGGCUUGUCUGUCGGAAAACGGGGGGAAAGAACAUUAUAAAAAGACAAAAAGAAAAGCCAGCAAUUUAGACUUGUUUAAAAAAAUAAAAUAAAAAAUUACAAAAAAAUUACAAAAAGAAAUACUAAAAAAGAUGGUAAGAGAAAUAAAGAUGAAGAACUUCUAAUGUUAAAAAAUAAAUAAAAAUAAAAAACAUUGAGACACUUAUUUCUUCAAUUAUUUUGCUUUGUAAAGAAAACACUUUGUCUUUAAAUCGUAUGUAAAUAGAGAAACUUUUUUUUUCCUUUUGCGGUGUUUAUUGUUUUUGUUCUUUUACUUGACCGUUUUGUUUUUAUGUUGCUUUUAAAUUGGGUGGGUUUCUGUCUGUUCUGAGGACGGUCUGUGUUUUGCCAGUGAGUAAGCAUGAGAGUAGGGGACGAUGGGUCCCCUCCACACACCCGCACUGAACCGCGAUGAAGUCGACCACGUGCGCCGUUGCCGUGGUAAUGUCCGCGGGAAAGCCACCCAGCGCGCGACGCGGCACCCCCGCCCUGGAGCACUGUGGGUAUCGGCCAAUUUUAAAAAUCACGAAGUUAAAAAAAGAAGACACUUUACAUUUCAACUGUUGUAAAUUUGACGCGAGUCCUUGACAGCACUGUGGAAGAAAUGCAUGGGGAUUCUAAUUUUCUUUCAUUUGCGGGGAAAACAUUUUUUUCAUUGAUUCCUCCCUCUUAAUAAAAAUCUUCUGGUCCUUCUUUUGUCUGGGGUGCGCCUGUAUGUUCCGAACACUGGUGUUGAAGGUUUUUUUUUUCGUCUUGAAGGUGAAUGAAUAAGCUCAGAUGUCUACUUUAAUUUAUUGUUGAUUGUUUUUGCUGUUAUUGAGCCCCCAAGCUGAUGUAGUUUUUUUUUUUUUUUUUUGAACAGGUGCAGAAUGUUCACACUUUUUUUGGAGUUGUCGAGUUGGGGAGAUAAACCCGUUUGUGACCCUUUCCUGUUGAGAGCAGUCAGUGUGCCAGUUCGCUGGAGGAAGGCAGCUUACAGUUUCCCCCCCCCUCAAAAAUAUUUGUUGGUGUUUUCUCACGUCUUUGAUAUUGUUCUGGCUGAUGUCUGUAACCAGUGUGUUUGACUUUCCAAAAAAAUAAAUAUAAAACCAACCAACCAAACAAAAAAAAAAAAAAAAAAAAAAACUGCACCAUUGUUGCACUUUUUGCAUUAUAACUUUUAACAGAAUAUAAAAAAGAAAUCAUACUACCUGUUUUAUAAAUGAUUUGAGCUCACGCAAAUAGCAGAUUUUUUGAUCAACUUUCUGCUUGUCUGGCGUUUCAGCUUGUUACUGGUUCCUACAGUAACAUAAAUAAUCUGCAGUUUUCACUUUGCAUAUGGUACAGUCAAGUGUAGUGGAGAUGCAGCUUUGCCAUAGCAAGUUACAUGGACUUCCAUGACCUUUUCUCUCACCCCCAUUAAACCACAACUUUAACAUCAGAAUUGUACAUUCACAUUGCAUUUGUAAGAAGGCCAGCAAUGAUAACAUUAUGUUGAAGGAUGUGUAAAACAUGAUAUAAUUUCUUUGUAACAUUUGCUUUUGGCCUUGCUUUGUGCAGUAACAAAGGAGUUUCCUCUGAACUUGGUAAUUGUUUAAAAUUUUUGGUGAUUUUUAAACUCCCAGAUUCACACCAAUGUUUGGAUUUAUUUUUGCCAUUUUCAAGAUCAAUGUUUUUUUUGUUGUUUUUUAAAAAUGGGAUGUCGAGUGUUUACAACUAUAACAACAGAAAAAAAACGUUUACAAAACUUGAAUCUUAAACAGAAAUGAAAACAAAUUGUCUGUGCGUCAGUCCAGCUCUUCAUCUGUCCAGUUUUUGCAGUGAUGACUUUUUUUUUUGUCUGUUUAAAAUUUGAGACUUGAAAACCCAUGCAUCUCAUGUUGUUGAAAUGCAAUGUUUGUAUCGCACAAUGUCUCUUAAGUCGUCAAUUACGAAAGUUCAGACCAAUCAAUAAAGUGGAUUAGUUCUCCACCUCUUGAAAUGUCAGGUUCAUUUUCUUUCCUUUAGCCCCUUCUGUGUAUCUCAGUUCUUGUUGUCAGUUUUUGCAGUCUGCUUUGCAGGAGUCCAAUUGCUUUACUGUGAACAGGAUAUUGUGGUCAGUGACUAAAGCUUGAGCGGUCUACUCAAAAUGCAGCCUGGUCAAACUUCACGCUUUUUACUACAGCAUUGAACUAAGUUGAUAUGCUGUGCACCACUAUACGAAGCAAGCCAUGUUUCAUUGUUCAAUGCAGUUGGUGGUACAAAUAAUAUGUAACCAGUGUCAGGACUUAACAUUGUGUGUCUCUGUAGAGUCUGAAUUGUAUGCCAUUUAAAUACUUUCUCAAAGCAGGAUGUGUGGUGGCACCCUCAGCGACUGAGCAGUGUGCUAAUCUCAGUGAUAAUAAGUCCAACCCUCUUUCACCACCUCCUCAAUUUGCUCAUCCACUGUAUCACUGGUCUUUCGUGUGAACUGCUAUCAAUGACCAGUAAUGCUGUACAAUAAAUAUUGGUCUUUGUGGA